This is a messenger RNA of Pieris macdunnoughi, 837 nucleotides long. The record is from the annotation of a GenBank genome assembly. Lineage: Eukaryota; Metazoa; Arthropoda; Insecta; Lepidoptera; Pieridae.
AUGGCAUUUUGCCUGAGGCGACUAAAACUAAAUCUUUUUACAACAACAAAAUUACGGCACAUAAUGACUACGCCGAUUAAUUGUGAAAAGGCCAUGGAAAAUCUUAAAAAAAACCCUUAUUUUGAUAAAUACGCUGAACGUAUAGCGGCGUUACAAAAAACAUCGCCGGAAGAAUUUUUGAAAAAAUUAGAAGAACAAAGCAAGUCUCAAGAGAGCCCUAUGAAGAAACAAUUAUCAUCCGUGGAUACUAGGCAGUUUUCGUCAGUACUUAAUCCCAAAGAAAAUUUACAAUCUAAUGUAAGCAUAGAAGAUAAAAAGCUUGAUGCAAUAUUUAAAACUGAUCUGGUUAAAGAUAAAGAUGCAUCAGAGAUACAAGUAAUUUGGGAAGAGUAUCACAAAGAUAAAGAAGUGAUCUGUGCCACUAUACCUCUACAACUAUAUGAAGACAUGAGACCGAGGACAAAGGACAAUCCUACAUUUAUUUUUCCUCUCCCCCGUGCACAGGGCUUUGAGUUUAUAAUGUGCCAGAUUUCUGGCCACUCUGUUCACUUCACCCCACUUUUAGCUUAUCAGGUACAUAAGGAAAAUGCCCCUGAGUGUUUGACAAUGAUUCAUUACACUGAGCUAGCUGACAAGGGUAUUGUGUUGAUGAGAGGAGAUUAUGAUAAGAAUGUGUUGGGUGGACAAGAAGCUCAAUGUCUUGCCAAUCAGUUCCAAAUGUAUUACAAUGGGAAAGAUGCAGAAAAACUCAACUUACUAAAAUCUUUUACUAUCUCCCCACAGUCCUUUAACCACAUGGACCUUAUUGCACAAUUAGAAAAAAUUACACUUGUUUAA